Messenger RNA from Rhinolophus ferrumequinum (greater horseshoe bat), 4450 nucleotides. It is a transcript of the gene TAL1, whose product is annotated as TAL bHLH transcription factor 1, erythroid differentiation factor. The transcript has 5 exons. The coding region runs from base 320 to 1315 and encodes 331 amino acids. Gene Ontology annotation, biological process: regulation of transcription by RNA polymerase II. The record is from RefSeq and is a predicted model, not a curated record. NCBI's taxonomy places the organism in Eukaryota, Metazoa, Chordata, Mammalia, Chiroptera, Rhinolophidae. Gene Ontology annotation, molecular function: DNA-binding transcription factor activity, RNA polymerase II-specific; protein dimerization activity; RNA polymerase II cis-regulatory region sequence-specific DNA binding.
UGGCCCAUGCUAACUAGGCCUGGAACGUGAGCGGGAUUAGAGCGCGUCGGUGGAGCAGCCGGUGCGGCCUGCGCGCGCGCGGGGGAUCGCGGCGGGGUGAGGUCUCCGCACUGAGGACCAGGCCUCAAAAUGGCCAUAUGCAUCCUCCAGUAGCGGCAAAAUACCGCCCAGGACCACACUGCGGCCUGACUGCUGGUCUCUCGGGGAGAGGGGGAAGCAAAGACCCCCGUCCACGCCCUGGACCUCGGCUUCUGCCUUUCUCCGGUGGAGGAGUGGAGAUCCUAUGGAGAAGGGCCGAUCUCUCUAAAUAUGCCCCAGGAUGACGGAGCGGCCGCCGAGCGAGGCGGCACGGAGUGACCCUCCACUGGAGGGACGGGAGGCGGCCGAGGCCCGCAUGGCCCCCCCGCACCUGGUCCUGCUGAACGGCGUCGCCAAGGAGACGAGUCGCACGGCCCCGGUCGAGCUCCCGGUCAUCGAGCUGGGCGCGCGCGGCGGCCCGGGGGGCGGCCCCGCGGGUGGAGGCGGCGCCGCGCGAGACUUAAAGGGCCGCGACGCGGCCGCGGCCGAAGCGCGCCAUCGGGUGCCGACCACCGAGCUGUGCAGACCUCCGGGCUCCGCCCCGGCGCCCGCGCCCGCCCCGGCGCCUGCUGAGCUGCCCGGCGACGGCCGCAUGGUGCAGCUGAGCCCGCCCGCGCUGGCGGCCCCCGCCGCCCCCGGCCGCACGCUGCUCUACAGCCUCAGCCAGCCGCUGGCCUCGCUCGGCAGUGGGUUCUUUGGGGAGCCAGAUGCCUUUCCUAUGUUUGCCACCAACAACCGAGUGAAGAGGAGACCCUCCCCUUAUGAGAUGGAGAUUACUGACGGUCCCCACACCAAAGUAGUAAGGCGCAUCUUCACCAAUAGUCGGGAGCGAUGGCGGCAGCAGAAUGUGAAUGGGGCCUUUGCUGAACUCCGCAAGCUGAUCCCCACGCACCCCCCAGACAAGAAGCUCAGCAAGAAUGAAAUCCUCCGCCUGGCCAUGAAAUACAUCAACUUCUUGGCCAAGCUGCUCAAUGACCAGGAGGAGGAGGGCACCCAGCGGGCCAAGCCUGGCAAGGACCCUGUGGUGGGGGCUGGUGGAGCGAGUGGGGGUGGAGGGGGUGGUGCACCUCCAGACGACCUCCUGCAGGACGUGCUGUCCCCCAACUCCAGCUGUGGCAGCUCCCUAGAUGGAGCAGCCAGCCCAGACAGCUAUACAGAAGAGCCUGCACCCAAGCACACGGUCCGCAGCCUCCAUCCUGCCAUGCUGCCCGCCACUGAUGGAGCUGGCCCUCGGUGAUGGGUCUGGGGCCAUCCUAAACCAGCCAGGAGUAUGCCCUUAGGCCACUGGGACUGUGGGCUUCAGGUCAGGUGGGUGAAGAUUGGGCAGCUCUGAAGCAGGGCAAUGGACUUGAUGAGCUUUCUAUGAUGUCUGAACUUUGGGAAGCCCAAACUGCCCCGGGGCUGGCUUUCUUGUUUCCUGCUUCAGUAGGAGAACAGAAAAAUGGAGUAAAGUGGUAGGUACUUUUCAUGAAGACGGCACGGUCUUCUCCCUUCCUCAAACCCCUAAGACUUCUCAAAUAAGAGGCUCGAGUGGCACUGUUUUUGGCCUGGAACUUGGGAGCCCUGUCUUUGCUGAGACCUGGGAUUGUCAGCUCUCACCUGAGGCAUUCAGCAGCCUCUGCCUUGCCUUUAGCCCCUCCCAAGCUGGCUGGGGUGGCUUUUGUGGCCACUCUGUCCAAAUAUAUAGGUACCCAAUAGCUGCCCGUUUCUUGAGCCCCAUCUUCACCCAGGCCAGUGUUGGUCCAUCCAGCUUGCCAGCUACUGCAGAGUCACAAACCUCGAGGUGCUUUCUUCAGGGCCUGAUUGAAGAAGAUGGCCAGAGGACUGCCUGCUCCCGACUAGCUGGGUCAGAGGGUCAGAAAACCCAGUAGCCCUUACUUCUUGCCCUGUGCACUGAAGCUCUGCUUUCUCUCCACUGAAACUUGUCUUCCUACUCCUUGUGGCUGUGGGGACCAAGUCUGCAGCUGUGAGCGUGCCCUUUGGGCUUUGUGUGAAGGCAGAGACAGGGAAACCAGUUAGAGGCAAAUGAGCAAGAGCUAUUUGGGCCACAUGGGCUUCAAAUCCUGGUGGUGUCUCCAGCGACCUGUCUGUAUUCUCGGCUCCACAUCACCGUUCCUGUGGGGAGCAAACGCCAGCGUGCCGAUGCGCGUGUGUUGGUGCUGAGAGUAGACGCAAGCCCCAUCUGUGCAUUCCGCUGGAUGCUCAGAGGGACCUCCCUGCUGCACGAUGUCUGUUUGCUGAAGGUUUGCUCUGUGUUCCGAACUGAACUGAGCACAAAUUCUGUCCUAGGAAAUCCAGGUAUUUGGGAGUUUUUCCUGGCAUUGGGAUUUGCUCGACUGCCGUGAUUUGUGAGAUCUUUAGGUCCUGAUAUGACCCAGAAUCCAGCCCAAAUCCUAGGACAUGGGGAAUCCAAUCAGAAACCAGUUUAAGAUUCACUUAGCAGAAUCUGAAACACCUCUCGAUGGUGCAGCUUUCAGUCAUCACCGUUGUAUGGGAGGCUGGCUUAGUGUAAUAGGAGUGCCCGCUUCCAAAAGUUGUACAUGACAUUUUUUGUAAAUCAAAUCUUUAUCCUUCAUCUUUUAAAGAAAUACUACCGCAAGUCCUUUGUAAGUGAAGAAUCCUUUAGUAGCGUGGACCACUGCCCCCUUGUUGGAACAAACGGCACACAAGUCAUACAUACCUGUCAUUGUACCCUCGUCACCCCAGCCAUCCCCCACCAGGUUCUGUCUUUGAGGUCAGAGGGAAAUGAGCCCAUGGCCCUGCCCUGUCCAUGACGAUGUGGAAGAACCAGCGCUGUGGCUGUUGGAAACGCCCUCACACAUGUUGGGUUGCAGCCCAGGACUUCCCUGGCUGUGACGGGGCCUUGAGUACAGCCGAGGACAGCUGUGUGCAGACAGGGAAUGAUCACUCGCCCCUGCCCCUCCUUUUCAGGUGUGAGGUCCUGUCCUUGGGGAUGGGAGCAACAUGGUUAACCCUCGUAGACUCUGACCCUCCGUCCUGUGUCAGCUUCCCAAAACCGUAUUUUGAUGAACAUUAGGAUGGGUUCCUUUCCAGUGCUUGGCAGCUCCUGUGAGGAAUCCCAUCUGUCUAAAGAUGGAGACUUUGUCCUAGGUCCUAAGGCUGUGUUACUUCCCAGUGGAUUAAUUUGACUUGGGAGUAAAAAGCUGCCACGGUGUGAAUGGGUGGAUAGGUUUCUGGAGAUGGAUCACACAUGCUAUCAGGAACUCAAGCUUCUGGCUCUGUCUUCUCUCAGAUUCACAGUGUGAACUGGACGAGUUCUCUCUCCAAGUGUCAGUCUCUCAUCAAUACCCUGGCUUGUCCAUCUCCUAGGCUGUGGACUGAAUGGAUCAUGAAACUAGAAGCAUUUUGAGACCAUAGAGAACUCUGUUGCCCUUGAUGACAAUCGUGCAGUGGGGGUUCCCACCCUGAGUCCAGGACGUGGGCGUGGGCCAGGCUACCUGACACACGGCAUUUGGGUAAUUUCGGUUCUAAGCCACUUUUGCCUGAGUUACUUAGAUUGUCCCCAUCUCUCUAGAUUGACGUCAUUUCUGUCUCAUUCUAAGUCAAGGUACAGGACUGAGAAUGCAAAAGAGAUACGGGAACAUAGGGAGAAGAUAUAAAACAUGAUGCUGGUACCCAAAAUGGGACUGGAUAGGAAAACACAAAGCUCCAGGUCUUUGUGAGAACUACAAGAUCCAUUAUUCUAUUUUCAUUUCUAAAACCUCUCCCCGCCCCACCAUACCCUUCACCUUCCUUUGCCACCUCCUCACACAUUAAGAAAUGGCAACAUUCCCAAAAUAAUAUCUGUACAAAAGGGAAAACACGUAAAGGUAAAAAAAAAGAAAGAAAGAAAGAAAGAAAGAAACACCAUGAGGAGAAUAAAGAUGACUGUAAUAAACGAAGGGACUCUCAUCUUUUAAGAAAAGUUCCUAUAUUAUUUGUAGUGCAAACGACAACAUGGUACAACCUUUAUCCUUUUCCAGAAACAAAACCCAGGGCACAGCAUCCGUAGUCAGCUGACAACUGUUUCGGCCUUUGGGGGUGGUCUGCUCGUACUUGUGAUGUCAGUGGUACGUGGCCCCUGCCGAGGGCGUGCCCCCUGCCCAUGUACAUAGCGCGGUGUUCCUGUGGGCGGGCCCAGCACUUUCCCUCAAUGUUGUACUGUACGUGAUGAAUUGAUGAGUUGCGUUGGUCUCUGCAUUUUUCUGCAGGAGAGGAGUGACCGCUCCAGGUACUGUGAUCUUUGUACAGCCCAGAGGCCAACACUGUGGGCGUGUGACUCUUUAGCGACAAAACCCAUGUGGUGAUGAAGUGUGUGUAUAUAUAUAAGGCUAUAUUGGGAAGAUUUCUAAAUAAAAGUUUUACAAAGGGG